Molecule: messenger RNA, 559 nt
Organism: Aspergillus aculeatus ATCC 16872
Lineage: Eukaryota; Fungi; Ascomycota; Eurotiomycetes; Eurotiales; Aspergillaceae
Exons: 4
Coding region: 71-310 (79 amino acids)
Source: RefSeq, a predicted model, not a curated record
CGAACGCAGACUCUAACCACUACUCACUUCCAAUUUGAGAGUACUCGAGAGUACAAUCGAAGGGGAAAAGAUGAGAACUACUGUAGCUUUUCUUCUUACCCUGCUCGCUACAAUGACAGCAGCUAUCCCCACCGCCACCGAGCGACUGGAUAUAUGCGCCAGCAUAGAGCUGACUUGCAAUGCAGAGCAAGUCAAAUGUGAAGACCACUUUGCGUAUGAGGGAGUCGACGCCUGUCCCGAGGAUCCGUGGCGCAGUUGUCUGUGUGAUCAUGUUGCUGAGCACUGCAUGAGCAGAGCGGGGUGUCUAUAGAUCCGGGGUGAUCAGAUUGAGGACGACCACACUACGUUGGGAGCAUUAUCUUGGAUAUAAAAGACAGGCAAGAGUUGAGCAAGUCUUGCUUCACUCUACUCGCUCUCAUAACCACCCAUAUCAAACUCCGCAGCGUAAUUAUAUCCCGCAGAUGUAACCGAAAGUUCGGUCCACCUUUUUCCUCGCUUUCUUCGGAACCGAUACGUCGGGACUGGGUGUGUUUGGCGCUUCUUCGAUUUCUUGCGGUGG